AUGUUGGACUGUAAUAGAAACUCCACAUUCUGUAUAUCUUUCCUGGUUAUUGGGUCGUGCCCAGUGAGACAAAUUCAUCGCUACCAGAAGUCGACCGAGCUGCUGAUCCGCAAGCUGCCCUUCCAGCGGCUGGUGCGUGAGAUCGCCCAGGACUUCAAGACCGAUCUGCGCUUCCAGAGCUCGGCCGUGAUGGCGCUGCAGGAGGCCAGCGAGGCGUACUUGGUCGGUCUGUUUGAGGACACGAAUCUGUGCGCGAUUCACGCCAAGCGUGUUACCAUCAUGCCAAAGGACAUCCAGCUGGCGCGUCGUAUCCGUGGCGAGCGUGCUUAA
This is a messenger RNA of Anopheles nili, 330 nucleotides long. RefSeq lists its product as uncharacterized. NCBI's taxonomy places the organism in Eukaryota, Metazoa, Arthropoda, Insecta, Diptera, Culicidae. The transcript is spliced from 3 exons. Gene Ontology annotation, molecular function: structural constituent of chromatin; protein heterodimerization activity; DNA binding. The coding region runs from base 1 to 330 and encodes 109 amino acids. Gene Ontology annotation, cellular component: nucleosome. The record is from RefSeq and is a predicted model, not a curated record.